AUGAUAAAGGGGCUGUUCUACAGCGAGUUUGACAACGUCGCAGGGCCUGUUAUUCUCUUUCAAGCGCCCCCGAAUGUCCUGAGUAAUGAGGUGUUCGACAGUGUGUCCGGCUACAUAAUCAUUGACAAGGCGCUUUGUGGGAAGAUCAUCACGGUCCGUGCGCAGCAAAUGAAGAUCGUGGGGUAUCCCGUCUGCAUUGAAGACGACAAGUAUCACCGCAACGCUCUACUGUUUAACAUUGGUUUUGUAUUCAAUGACCAUGUGGAGACGGCGCCGUAUCGGCCGAUUAUACGAAAGUUGGGAGCUGUAGUCGAGGGAAUGGAAAAAGAAAGCGGCUUCCUGUACGAUCCAAACAAAAAAGCGCUACUGGGGACAAUCCUGCCCCAGAUUUUGCGGGACUUGACGCUGAAUGGCGAGUGCACCAUUCCAGUGGACGCAGCCAACAUCAUCAAUCUAAAGCUCUUCCCGAGCUUACAAGACCCUCCGUCUGUGUGUGAGUAUCAAGUGCCAGUGGCCAUUCGAGAUCUACGCGCUCUUCUUGAAAACAGUGCAGAAUGGGACUUGGCGCUUCAACAGAUUGUGCCUUUUAUUGACGGCGUUCGGUAUGUGAAGCGCAUCAGCCUUGAGGCAGAUGUAGAGAUUGCGAUCGUGAAGAAAUGUGUCCGGCAGCUUCUGUACUAUGGAUGCGUGACGCUCAUCGACAUCUUCCUCCACUCGAAUAUUUACGCAAACACGCCAAAAAUCGCCGUGCUGGCAAACGACCAGAAGCUGCAAGCGGAGUGCGCCGUUUAUAUCGCCAAAUCAGGUUAUGCGCCACCAUCGUUCGCGCGGAUCUUCGCAUUGUAUUGUUCCGUCCAGCCUAGUCUACGCAUGAGCGAUUUCGCUGUCGUGUAUUUCGAGUCACUCGCUUUCAUCGAUGUGCGGCGUUUCAUCACGUUCGGCCUCAUCCAUGGAUUCCUGAGACGUGUGCAUCGGUACCCCAUCUGUAUCGAUCGCAGUUCCAGCCCUCAGCAACAGCAGCAGCAGCAGGCCCAGCAGACAACGCAACAAAACCAGCAGCAACAGCAAAUGGGCCGUCCGUUUAAGCUACCCUCAAACUCCCCAAUGCUGUCGGGAAUGAAUCCCGUCGGUGCCGCACCUUCAGCGAUCCAGCCGAAUGGGGCGUCUGGCACAUCGAACGCGAACGUUGUGGGUGGCAGCUCCGGUGGAAGUGGAAGCAACGUGGCUUCUCUGUCGUCUUCGAAAAGAGGUCUGAUCUCCAAGGCCAACCAGUUGGAAAAAGACUUGCUUCGUAUGAUGAAUGGCAGCCACAACACAGACGACAUUUGCACCAAAUUCUUGCUGCGCUACGCCGACGUGGAGUCCACCAUUCAGAUAAAUCCAAACUGCUGCGCCGUGCACAAGUAA
Molecule: messenger RNA, 1407 nt
Organism: Hyaloperonospora brassicae
Lineage: Eukaryota; Oomycota; Peronosporomycetes; Peronosporales; Peronosporaceae
Source: the annotation of a GenBank genome assembly